Molecule: messenger RNA, 438 nt
Organism: Prunus armeniaca (apricot)
Lineage: Eukaryota; Viridiplantae; Streptophyta; Magnoliopsida; Rosales; Rosaceae
Source: the annotation of a GenBank genome assembly
AUGCUGGAAGAAUUGGUUGAGUUUCCCUGCAUGUUGAAAUGGAGAGGGGCCUGUAAUGCACAUGCAAUCUGGAGAGUCACUACUCAUGACAGGGGUUGGGAAGGUGAUGUUGCUGUUUUCGUCGUUGAGGAGGUGAAGAAGAACAAUCAUAGCAAUUUGGUGGUGGUCGUCUAUUGGCUUGUAUCUCAUCACGACCUGGACAGUGGUUGUGCUGAUGGGUAUGUGACUUUAUUUGCCAAUGAUGGGAAAACAUUGGACAGUGAGUUGGAGGCUGUUGAGGGAAUGAAGCUAGACAGGGGUUACAUAUCCCCUUAUUUCAUCACCAACCAGAACAAUAAGAAAUGUAGGGCAGUUAGCAGCACCUCAAGUCCCUUUUUGCUUGAUGCUGAUUAUCUUCAAACUUGUGUAUGUGCUGAUAGGAAUCGGAAAAUCCUCUAA